ACACACUAUGUAUAGUCAAAAUCAUUUCUCUUAUAUCACACACUCGCAUAAUACUCCUACACAAGGAAAACAAUUACACGAAGAAUGGAAAUAAUUUCAAGUGCUCUUGAUGGCACCUUGAACAGAGCAUGGAAGAGGAGGAGGUACCAGCGGUUUGAUGGCGGUUACAGAAGAAACACAAACAGCGUCACCUUCGGAGGAGGAAACCGCCGGUUUUGGAAAAUUAAAGCCAUUCCAAAGUUGCGAUGGAAGAAAGCUUCACCAAUCAGACUUUGGAUCAAGUUUAAGAACGCUUAUGUGAAGAUGAUGCUCCGAUUAGGUGGAAGUGACAACGUUUUUGACUCUAAGAAAGCUCCGAAGACUCUUCUGAUUUCAGGUAGUUAUUCGUCUGAAGAAUUUCAGAGGAGAUUGAUUUACGAAAUCUCGAAGAACUUUUUCACUUCUCGUGAAUUGGCAACAAUAUAAAAUAACAAGAGUUAUGAUAUGAUGACCGACGAUGUAAAUUUUUUGCCUUUAAAAUGCUAAUAAUCAUUAAAAUGUUGUAUUUUAUUUUGUAAUAUCAUAAACGUUUUGAUUAUGUCAUUUAUCUCUAUCCUUCAA
Molecule: messenger RNA, 600 nt
Organism: Lactuca sativa (garden lettuce)
Lineage: Eukaryota; Viridiplantae; Streptophyta; Magnoliopsida; Asterales; Asteraceae
Source: RefSeq, a predicted model, not a curated record